GGUAAAAAAAAGGUCAAGAACCACGGAACUAUAAUGACGAGCCAGUAUUUUGAACGGCUCUUUGAAAGGAAAUGCUCCUCAAGAUUCGGCAUGGCAGUGCCCUUUGUGGAGGACUGGGACCUCGUUCAGACACUUGGUGAAGGAGCUUAUGGAGAAGUGAGGCUGCUGGUGAACAGACAGACGGAGGAGGCGGUUGCAGUCAAAGUGAUUGACACCUCUCAAGCCAAAGAAUGUGCAGAGAAUGUCAAGAAGGAAGUCUGUGUACACAAGAUCCUGAACCACGAAAACAUAGUGCGUUUUUUCGGCCAUCGUAAGGAAGGACCUACUAUGUAUCUUUUUUUGGAGUACUGCACAGGAGGAGAGCUGUUCGAUCGAAUUGAGCCUGACUUGGGGAUGGCGGAGAAAGAUGCUCAUAAAUUUUUCCAGCAGCUUAUAGCCGCAGUGGAGUACCUCCACAAUAUGGGCAUCACUCACAGAGACAUAAAGCCAGAGAACAUUUUGCUGGACAGCAAAGACAACCUCAAGCUGACGGAUUUUGGCCUCGCGACCAUGUUUCGCUUCAAAGGACGAGAGCGACCCAUGUACCGACUCUGCGGGACUCUUCCUUAUGUUGCCCCUGAGCUGUUGAAGCAGACUGAGUACAAAGCUCAGCCGGCAGAUAUCUGGGCUUGUGGGAUUGUGCUGACUGCAAUGCUGGCUGGAGAGUUGCCAUGGGACCAGCCCUCUGAAAUCUGUCAGGAAUAUUCAGAUUGGCUUCAGAGGAAAACCUACCUGGCUCCUUGGAAGAAAAUACAACCCAUGCCUCUUUGUUUGUUGUCCAAGUUAUUGCUGGCCAAACCUGAUGCACGAAUCACCAUUUCAGACAUUCAGAAAGACCGCUGGUUUGCUCAAGGUGUGAAGCAACCAUCAGGUUCCCUAAACUGCGGUUCUAAAAAACACCUUCGAGCUGAUGGUGCAGUGAUAUCCCGAGCCAACAGUGAUGACAAGAUGGAGUUCUCCAGCUCCCAACCGGACCUGGCAGGACGAGGCUGGGAAGCCAUGCUGCUCAUCAGCCAGAUGGACGGUCAGGUCAGCUUCUCCCAGCCGACCAAACCUGAGCACAUGCUACUGGGGAGUCAGCUGCUAGGAACGCCGGGAGCCAGUCAGACGCCGUUGCAGAGAUUGGUGCGCAGAAUGACACGCUUCUUCACCACCGUGAGCGCUGACGCCUCGCUGGCUUCCCUUAAAGAUGCCUGUGACGCUCUAGCAUUCGGCUACAUACUCACUUGCACCAAACAGGUGACUGUGAACACACUGGACAAGCGCAAUAACAAACUCAUAUUCAAAGUCCACUUGCUGGAAAUGGACCAAAGAGUGCUGUUAGACUUCAGACUGUCCAAGGGCGACGGUCUGGAGUUCAAGCGGCUCUUUUUGAAGAUAAGGCAGAAGCUGUGUGACAUCGUCAGCACGCAGAAGAUUUCACUUCCUGUCAUAUGACCUCACUGGUGAAUAUUAACAAAUGUGAACUGAUGCUGCAAGUUUGAAGAAGCUGUAUAUAUUUAUCUGUUCUAAUAAUGUUUAAAUUGUUGUCUUGUUUGUACUGUUUUAGCAUUCCAUUGUUACACACAUUCUCUAUGGCAGGGGUGUCAUAACUUUUUGUAUGAUGUCUUUUUGAUAUACUUCCCAUUUAAUUGAUUUAACACGCUAAUAGCGAUCCAAUAUGGGUCAAGAUAUGCUAAGCACUUAAAUAGAUUACUACUAAUUGGUGACAUUGGGGACCUCUUGAAAUUGUUUAUUUAUUCUCAUUCUUUAUGACAAAUUAUUGCAGGAAUUAAAUUGCUUUUUUACUUAAAACUACACUGGUAAAAAACAGCCCUGUAACACCCCUGGCAGUGUCAGAAAUACCUGCCACAGUACUGGUGUACCUCAUUCGGGGGACUUCUGCUCUGUAAGGAGACUGACAAAUUCUUAUGUUACUCACCACACU
Messenger RNA from Nerophis lumbriciformis (worm pipefish), 1966 nucleotides. Lineage: Eukaryota; Metazoa; Chordata; Actinopteri; Syngnathiformes; Syngnathidae. The record is from RefSeq and is a predicted model, not a curated record.